CGGACCCCUCUCGCGGGGCCACGACGCCGGCGAGAGCACCGUGGGUUGCCGCGGCGCGACCUGCCCGGGCCGUGCGCGCGGGCCGCCGCGGGCCGGCGCCGCCACGGAGGCCGGCGCAGAGCGCCGCGUGCUGGAGCCUGGCCAGAGCGCCGCGGCCUCCUCGAAGGCGGGCGCUCUGCUGGGCGCCGCGCUGUACGGCGACGGCGUCUCGACGCCCUGCGUGGACGCAAAGGCGUCUCGACGCGUGGUCGCCGACCAUCGCCCACGCGGGGUCGAAGUGCUCGGGGGAGUCUGCGAGCCCGACGGCGACGCGCGAGCGGUACGGCAACGGCAUCGUCAAUCCGUGCCCUUUCGUGGCGCGGCAGGAGUCCGAGGGGUCCACGUGCUGAGCUGCGGCGAGCAGCUGAGGGUCCAACAAUGCCUCCCAGAUGUCCGAGUAGAUGGGGUCGGAGGACCGCCAGCCUCGCCAAGUGCGCACGAAGCAGUCCCGUCGAGUGUCCAGCUAGGCCUCCAGCGCGUGCGCGUCGCUCCCGCAGUGCUGGCGCCGAUGCCGCACUUUUUAUUUACGGCCUUGAGGCAGUCUUUUUCGCAAACAGUGCCAGCUCUUGGGGUGGUCAUCGCUCCGGCUCGGGUAUCACAGUCGGACCGAAGACGAUGAGGGCGACCUCCGCAUGCCCGAGCUCGCCCGAUCCGUGGCACCAGGCAGGCCGCACACGCGCACGUGCGCAGCGCGCGCCGAGAGCGUGCGCUCUACAACAACGAAGCCUCCUCUGCCCUGCCUUGGCCCUCGCGACGGGAUACACUCUUGGCGGCCACUGUGGAGAGUCCGCGGCCAGAGCUCCGGUGGCUGUGUCCAACAGGGGAGGCGGACGCUUGAGAGAGGUGGGCCGACGCCGGCUCAGCUUGUGAAGCCGAUUGCGCUUCUGACUUCGAAGCAGGCUCGAGGCUCUGCUUGGCCGCCAGCGAUGAUCGCAAUCUUAUUCACGGCCGAAGUGGAUUCCGCAAGGUAUGUUCGGCACCACGCGCUUUUUUGCUAGAACCCCUCGGGGACAUCUGUCGCGAGGCAGCGGCGUGCACAGCACGUUAGGCCCGUUAUAUUCUAGCGCUUGUCGUGUUAACGACCUGAGCUGGCGGGUCUCGGGGCCGCGGUCACACGUGACACCCCAAAGCUGAAUGUGGCUGCUGGUGCCACCCUUUGUCGACCUCGUCAGGAUGUGGCUGUACGUGAGUUCAUUCGCUGAGGUCUGUAGGUUAUGUGUGCCGAUGAGGACAUUGUGACUAGUGAUAUGUACCAACCCGGAUUACCUUGAAGCAUGAUGGAGGAUUCGAUUUCGAACCACGCUCCCGAAGCCUCGGGACAGGUCGCGUGACGCCCACCCUCCCCCUCGGAAAUCGUGGGGGGCAGGGGUAGGGUUCGCAUGUAAGCCCCUUAUUUGGGUCGUACAACACUGCGCGGCAGUUCGGCAGUACCUCUUCUGCUCCACUGUGGGCAGGUCAGGUUUUUUGACCUCGACGGUUCGGCUUAUGAGCUAGUCGCUGGGCCAGCAGGGCGAACCUGGACAUUCUGUUCGCCUCAUCACAGGAAGUCUGCGAGCGCUUUUUUUCACACUCUGCAGCGACCACCCUGGGCUAUACCAGCGUGCACGGACUACGCGGGGUGGCGACGGCGACCACGGAACCGCCAGCCUUGCGGGGUACCGCGGAGGCUUCGGUAGUCUCUGAAGGGGCGAGAGACGGGAGGGUACCCUG
Messenger RNA from Prorocentrum cordatum, 1749 nucleotides. Lineage: Eukaryota; Dinophyceae; Prorocentrales; Prorocentraceae. The record is from the annotation of a GenBank genome assembly.